Penicillium salamii is the source of this 1653-nucleotide messenger RNA. NCBI's taxonomy places the organism in Eukaryota, Fungi, Ascomycota, Eurotiomycetes, Eurotiales, Aspergillaceae. The record is from the annotation of a GenBank genome assembly.
AUGAAUAUCUUAUAUCCAGAGCGGGGGUCGUUGCUCCAGUGUUCAAUCUCUUUACUUCGUUGGGGAACUGGCAUUUAUCUAACACCCGAUGAGGAGAGCAUCGCUAGCUCCAUGAGCUAUGCAGGACAUGCACAUUUAACUCUCACGGCAGACUUGUUCUCCUGGGAGAGGGAACUCAACUCCCACCUCGAAAGCAACGGAAGAAUUCUUUUGGACAAUGCAGUACACGUGUUAAUGGUCUCACAGAUUCUUUCAGAGUCCAGCGCAAAGGAAGUCGUGAGAAACGAGAUUAGAGCACUUGAAGAACGAUUCCUUCAGUUGAAAGGACAGUACGAGGCUACCACCGAACCAGUGGAGUCUAUCAUCAGAUGGCUUAACUUGCUGGAAGACAUAAUGGUUGGCAACUUCGUUUGGAGUCUUCGGACUACUCGUUACUCAUGUCCUGGCCCAAAUCCUUAUCAAGAUCACCUCAAGGCUUUCGACUAUGACGAUAUUCAUAUUGUAAGGCCACCAGCUCAGACAGCUGUCCCAAUUCUUGAGGCAGAUCCUAACCAACCAAACUAUCUUGAUCCCGUAUUGGAUGCGUACUCUUACAUCAAUUCUUUGCCGUCAAAAAAUGUUAGACUGAGAUUGAUACUUGCUCUUGAUUCCUGGUAUAAAGUGCCAGGGAAGUCGCUGUUGAUCAUAGAGGGAGUUAUCAACUUCCUGCACAGCUCAUCUCUAUUGCUCGAUGAUAUCCAGGAUGACAGCUCACUAAGACGGGGCAAACCAGUGGCUCAUCAAAUCUUUGGCACGGCCCAGACCAUCAACACUGCCACAUAUUUGAUCAAUGAGGCCCUGUGUCUCGUACAGAUGCUAUCACCCUCUGCUGUAUCUGUUUACUCGGGUAUGCCAAAUCCGUCAUAUUCACCUGGAGAAUUUUCAACACUGACUCUGGCAGAGGAAAUGCGCAACCUUCAUCUUGGCCAGAGUUACGAUCUUCACUGGAGUCACCAUUCCCAGAAACCAACGCCAGAGGAGUAUUUCAAUAUGGUUGACGGGAAAACUGGUGGCCUGUUCCGCCUGAUUUGCCGUUUGAUGAAGUCCGAAGCCAUGCAUAAUAGGGACCUCAAUCUUGAUCACUUUGCGACUUUGCUCGGGAGAUACUUUCAAAUCCGCGAUGAUUAUCAAAAUCUCUUGAGCGCAAAGAAAAAAGGGUUUUGUGAAGAUUUUGACAAAGGCAAGCUGUCUUUUCCUGUGAUAUUGGCAAUGAGAUCCAAAGAAUUCGCCACGAUCUUCUCGAGCAUCUUCAAUGGCCACCACAGCCCGGGAACCCUUUCACUAGAGCUCAAGCAAUAUCUUUUGGAUCGAAUUGCUGAUGGAGAGGCGUUCCCUCAAACGAAGUCCGUGUUGAAUAAGUUGCAUCUUAAAUUGCUCAAUCUACUUGGAGACAUCGAGAGAAGCAUUGGGAUUGACAAUUGGCCUUUGCGUAUGUUAAUACUCAAACUGAGGAUUUCUGAUGGAGCAGAGAAACAAGCAAGUCAAUUCGACGCAUCUUGGGAAAUAAGCCAACGACGACUGUGGGAAGGUGUUUCGAAGAACAGCCCAGUCGAACCAAAGUCAACUUCACAUCAACUUCCGAAGAAUGGCGAACGCUCCUUUGAAGAAGGCUGA